Molecule: messenger RNA, 366 nt
Organism: Microdochium trichocladiopsis
Lineage: Eukaryota; Fungi; Ascomycota; Sordariomycetes; Xylariales; Microdochiaceae
Exons: 2
Coding region: 1-366 (121 amino acids)
Source: RefSeq, a predicted model, not a curated record
AUGGGUGCAGCGAGGACGGCAAUGACCUUCAACCCCUCGCGCGUUCUACUCAGCCCGCUCAGUAACCUCGCGCUUGCCCCAAGCGCCUCCCCGGUACAACGCGUCCGGCUCGGCAGCCUCACGUUCCUCGACCUCACUACGCUUGCCCCAAGCACCUCCUCGGUAGAGCGCGUCCGGCUCGGCGGCCUCGCGCUCUUCGACCUCGCUGCGCUUGAGGAUGCCCCAAUCACCUUGGCGCAGUCCCGCGUCCUCAUGCCCUGCCUGACCAUCAUUCCCGGCCGGGUUGGCCUCACUUUCGGCGAUUCCUGGUGGGACAGGGGGCCGGGGGCACGGGCCAUUGAGCCCAUUCCGCCCAACCCCAACUAG